Molecule: messenger RNA, 1008 nt
Organism: Esox lucius (northern pike)
Lineage: Eukaryota; Metazoa; Chordata; Actinopteri; Esociformes; Esocidae
Product: CUB and zona pellucida-like domain-containing protein 1
Exons: 5
Source: RefSeq, a predicted model, not a curated record
AUGUGUGACAAGAACCGGAUGAGAGUAGAAGUGGAGAAGUCAUCCCUUCCUGGAGUAGACGAGGACCACCUCCGCCUCAGUGAUCCCAGUAACUUUGCCUGCGACCUACAGCACCACUCCAACAGCACUCACAUCAUCGCAGUGAUCCCUCUCAAUGCCUGUGGCACUCAGAUAGAGGAGGACAACGAGAACCUCAUCUUUAAGAAUGAAAUCACCUCCUUCAAAAAUCCACAAGAUGUAAUCACCAGAGACCACCAGGUGGAGAUAAAGUUCUACUGCCAGUACGCCAAACGUGGCGACGUGAGCCUGAGCUUCGGAGCGCAUCGGGACAGCGUCUCGGUCACGGAGAAGGGCUUUGGCACGUUCCGCUACCAGUUUGAGUUCUACCAGACGAGUCAGUUCACCAGCAUGGUGGAUCCCAGUGACUACCCCUUAGAUGUGGACAUUAAGCAGAUGAUAUACAUGGACAUCGAGGCCACGUCUUCCGUGAACAACACCGAGCUCUUUGUGGAAUCCUGUAGAGCAGCGCCGUAUGACAAUCCCAACUACCAACCCACUUAUGCCAUCAUAGAAAAUGGGUGCAUUGUGGACAAGACUGUUCAGAUUUUCUCACCUCGUCAUGAGAGGCAGUUCCGGUUUGGAAUGGAAGCUUUCAAAUUCAUCGGAAUGCACGACCAGGUGUACAUCAGCUGUUCAGUGAUCCUGUGUGAGGCUGGGAACCCCAACACCCGUUGUGCCCAAGGUUGUGUCAACCCCAUCACCCCCCAGCCUCGUUUUCACAACCAUCGACGAAAGUGAGAGGCCGCCGUUGAAACAGCCAGGCACCACAUCUCCCAGGGUCCUUUGCGCCUGCGAAAGAGUUCAGUCACCAACAUGAACAUGAACAUGAACACGGUUCUCAUGGCGGGGUGUAUCCUAGCAGCGGUUGCCAUGCUAUGUGGAGUGAUGCUGCAUAAGCUGAAAACAUCCGGGGGCAAAUACCAGCCUCUGCCAACAUCUGAGACUUAG